Messenger RNA from Boeremia exigua, 2200 nucleotides. RefSeq lists its product as uncharacterized. NCBI's taxonomy places the organism in Eukaryota, Fungi, Ascomycota, Dothideomycetes, Pleosporales, Didymellaceae. Gene Ontology annotation, molecular function: protein binding; protein-transporting ATPase activity. The transcript is spliced from 3 exons. Bases 109 to 2010 code for a protein of 633 amino acids. The record is from RefSeq and is a predicted model, not a curated record. Gene Ontology annotation, cellular component: mitochondrial outer membrane. Gene Ontology annotation, biological process: intracellular protein transport.
CUUAAUCUUUGACGCGCAGCUUCUGCAGCGCCGCCCCAUCACCACGCCAUUGCGCCCUGCCCUUCGCCUUUGUAUUCUCAUCACUUUAAUAUCCGUGCGAUUUGAACCAUGGCCAACAUCUCCGGCAACGCACCCGCCCCGGUGCUCAGCGCCCCGGGGCCGUUCCCCGUAGGCAUUCCCGAGCCCGGCACCAGCUCGCUGUGGGACCGGCUGAGCAGCUGGGCCGCCGAGAACAAGGGCGUCGUCUACACCAUUGCGGGCGUGACGCUUGUCGUCGGCGCGGGCGGCGCCAUCUACUACCUCAACUCGACAGACUCGACAUCAGACGGAUCCGCGGGCGCCACAGCAAACAAGCGCAAGAAGCAGCGCGAGCGGCGGCGCGAGAAGGAGCGCGCCGCGAAGGCGAGCGAGCCCAAGGACGAGCCCAAGGCGGAGAAGGCGUCGGUCGCGGCCGCCGAGGACGAGCUGCCGGAGGUGGACGAGAGCACAGUGGGCGCGCUGUCGGAAGAGGAGCGCAAGGAAUACGCCGCCAAGCUCAAGGCUGCCGGCAACAAGGCCUAUGGGUCCAAGGACUACAACCGCGCCAUCGGCCUGUACGGCAAGGCCAUCCUGUGCAAGCAGGACCCCGUCUUCUACUCGAACCGCGCCGCCUGCUACAACGCCAUGUCCGACUGGGACAAGGUCAUCGACGACACCACAGCCGCCAUCAACCUCGACAACGAGUACGUCAAGGCCCUGAACCGCCGCGCCAACGCCUACGAGCAGGUCGAGCGCAACAGCGAGGCCCUGCUCGACUACACAGCCAGCUGCAUCAUCGACGGCUUCCGCAACGAGAGCAGCGCCCAGAGCGUUGAGCGCCUGCUGAAGAAGGUCGCCGAGCAGAAGGGCAAGGCCAUCCUGGCCUCCAAGGAGAAGAAGCUGCCCAGCCCGACCUUCGUCACCAACUACCUGCAGAGCUUCCGCCCCAAGCCCGCGCCCGCCGGCCUCGACGACGAUGCCGAGCUGGCCGAGGACAGCGGCAAGGGCCAGCUGCGCAAGGGUCUGCAGGCCAUGGCCACCAAGACGGGCGAGGGCUACGCCGAGGCGGCGUCUGCCUUCGACCGCGCCCUGGAGCUGGGCGACCUUGGCGAGCACGAGGCCUUUGCCUACAACAUGCGCGGCACCUUCCGCUACCUCAAGGGCGACAACGAGGAUGCCCUGGAGGACAUGGACAAGAGCGUCGAGCUGCAACCGGCGCUGACACAGAGCUUCAUCAAGCGCGCCAGCAUGCACCUGGAACUCGCCAACCCCGAGGCCGCCGAAGCCGACUUCGCGACCGCCCUUGCCCAGAACGAGACCGACCCCGACAUCUUCUACCACCGCGCACAACUGCACUUCAUCAAGUCCGAGUUCGGUGAGGCCGCCAAGGACUACCAGCGCUCCAUCGACCUCGAUGAGACCUUCAUCUUCUCGCACAUCCAGCUCGGUGUCACACAGUACAAGAUGGGCUCCAUCGCCUCGUCCAUGGCCACCUUCCGCCGCUGCAUGAAGAACUUCUCCCAGGUUCCCGACGUCUACAACUACUACGGCGAGCUGCUGCUCGACCAGCAAAAGUACCAGGAGGCCAUCGAGAAGUUUGACACCGCCGUCGAGAUGGAGAAGAGCAGCAAGCCGCUCGGCAUGAACGUUCUGCCCCUCAUUAACAAGGCCCUCGCCCUCUUCCAGUGGAAGAACGACUUCAACGAGGCCGAGAAGCUGUGCGAAAAGGCCCUCAUCAUCGACCCCGAGUGCGACAUCGCUGUCGCCACAAUGGCCCAACUCCUCCUCCAGCAGGGCAAGGUCACCGAGGCCCUCAAAUACUUCGAGCGCGCCGCCGAGCUCUCCCGGACAGAAGGCGAGAUCGUCAACGCCCUUAGCUACGCCGAGGCCACACGGACCCAGCUCGAGGUCCAGGAGAAGUACCCCAAGCUGGCCAGCCGACUGGGCGCCAUGGGCGCGGCCGCCGGCGCCGGCGGCUUCGGCAUGAGAUAGGACUAGGUGUUGUCGCUGCUGCUGGUGUUGCGUGUUGCGUGUACUCGGGGCUUCAGAAUCUUGUAAUUACUACUACUCUCCUCGGACAGCGUGUUUUGGGUUGUCGGUUGGCGUUGUAAAAUGUACAUGUACACCAUCUUGAAACGAAGUUAUUGUCUACCCAGCGGCGGACGCGCGUGCGAUGUGUUUG